Fusarium odoratissimum NRRL 54006 is the source of this 5721-nucleotide messenger RNA. RefSeq lists its product as uncharacterized. The transcript has 2 exons. NCBI's taxonomy places the organism in Eukaryota, Fungi, Ascomycota, Sordariomycetes, Hypocreales, Nectriaceae. The record is from RefSeq and is a predicted model, not a curated record. The coding region runs from base 736 to 3345 and encodes 869 amino acids.
CUUGGUCAUGCGCACUUCCCGUCGGGACGCACGCUCCCGAGUUGGCGAUAGCGUCCGUGGCACCUAAAGCGAGGUAACCUUCAGCCCCUUAAGGCGUGGUAUGUUGAAACCAUUCCUCCCCCAGAAUCUCGACUUGUCUAUUCCAUUCAUUUAUUCUCGACUGUAGUAGAGUCUAAACAAUUGAACUGCAAUAUGAGUCUCGGGCUCCAAGGCUGAUUGAUUGGCCCACUGUCCCUGUCUUAGCUUCUGUAUCCCCCCUAGCUUGGCCUUGUCCCCUCUCCCAUUUUGUCUUUCGCUUCUCCUCGUCAACCAACUUCCAUUUGCGCGACCACCAAAUUAUUACCCAACCCAACUUACUCUUUAUCCUUGACGUGGUUGAUCUCUCUCUCUCCCUUUGUUUUUUUUUUCUGGUUGUCUUCUUUUCCUUCUUUCUCCCUUCUCUGUCUUCCACGCGACAACCGGAAGAUAAACCCACUUGGCUCAAUCUAAUAUUCCUAGUACAGCCACCGCGAUCCACCAUCACCACUUCCACCAAACGAGCUAAUAUCCCCAGAGAGAAUCCUCCCUCAUCGUGACACUUUUUUACUCAUCCCUUAUUCCAAGGGUGAGAAGCCGCGCCACCCUUUGUCUGCGCGAGACACUAUCGUCGACCCGCGAGACACAGCAUCGCGACCGCUGCCUCCCUUGACAUCCACUUCUUUUUCUUGACUCGACCUAGAGUCCGUCGCCCUAGCCAUGGAUUUUGACUCGGCUGAUAUUCCCCCUAUCCCUAUGCGCGCCCAUAAUCACCACGCUCAUUCUCGACGACGCUCUCUCCAAGGCCCCUCCUCGUCAAAGCGCAACUCCGGUCUUCCUCCCGCCAGUCCGGAAGUCAUCUCCAACCUCAUCACCAGCCUCAGCGUCAUCUCGAAGCCUGCAACAAACCAUUUCGAAGCGUCGCCGACGAGUCUGUCACUGCCCGCGAGUCCCGGGAAUGGUAGCUUUGGUGUGGACUACGGAGCGUUUCAUCAGCCUAGCCUUGACGACCUGAGACAAGACCCCGUAUCACUCGACGAACUCGCCGCUUUACCUCCUGUCAUACGCACCUCGAAACCUCCCAGCGGUUAUUCACCUUUGACUGCGACAAAGAGCCCGAGAAGUCCAAGAAGUCCAAGCCGCGAGGGUUCCGGGGGACUGCGAUCGUUUAUUCGAAAUAGUACAUCCCGACCGUCGUCAAAAGGAUCUUCAGCUGCAUCGAAGAACGAUGAUGCCCAGAGUAUAGGGAACCUUUCGAUCGAACGUCGCGGCGCCUCGACCCCCGAGUUGAACCAUAAACAAUCGCACGAUAGCUGGGGUAGAAAAACAUCAAGGAGUCAAAAGGGCUUGAUGUACAUGAGUUCCAAGGAGCGCCUGCGGGAGAAGGAAGCCGAGAGGAAGAGGGUUUCGGGCGGAGUUUCGGCUUCGUCGUCUGGUGCUCUUCCUGGCGAAAGUGUUCACAGCGGUGGGCGCAGCGAUCCAUUCUUUGCUGAGACUGCCAUCCGUGAAGAGUCACAUUACGAGCUGCCAAUCGAACGCCCGAUGGAUGCACCUUGCGCUAUUCCCGCGCGAAACUCGAGUCUUGCAAAGACGGGUCCGCAGAAGAGACCAAGCGCGAGGAGAUCAAGACGGGAGGAUGGUACGACUAAUGAUGUGAUUCCAGAAGGCGAGGAACACAGAACUCGAGAUCGGGAGUCAAGUCGAAGGAAGCAGAGUCAUUCGGGACAUGUCCAGUCGAGGUCAUCCACCAGAUCACCCGUUUAUGGCCUCAAGGAUGCUUCUCCGUCAAAGAGUACCAGUGUGGCAGGCAGAAGUUUCCUCGACGUGAAUGACGGCUUCAGCGACGAAGAGGAUGAGGGCGCACCAUUUCCUGCUGUCGCUCAAGGCCGGAAGCGGGAUCAGAGCAAUGACCGCAAUGAUCGGAGACGAUCCGGACGGCAGAGCCCGGCACCAAAUGAGGCUAUCAAGGUUAAGCGCAGCAGCUCCCGACUAAAGCGUUUGUCUGCACCACUGAAUCACAAAGUCGACGAACGAGCCCGCGAUUCACCCAGUCCCCAACCAGUCCAGAACCAUGCUCCGGCUGGUUACGAGCGCCCUCAAUCCGCCGACUCUGUUGAUGAUGCUGUCGAGUCUUACUUAUGCUCACCACGUUUGUCGCAGAAGAUCCGACAUCCUCAAACAGGUCGCGUUAUAUCCUUCUCAGAAGUCGGUGACUCUGAAGGUUCUGCAGUCUUUUGCUGCGUCGGAAUGGGAUUGACGAGAUACAUCACCGCCUUUUAUGAUGAGUUGGCACUGACGUUAAAGCUGCGGCUUAUUACCCCGGAUAGACCGGGUGUUGGCGAUAGCGAGCCUUAUUCUGAUGGCACUGCUACGCCGCUGAGUUGGCCAGAUGAUGUUUAUGCUAUUUGCCAGACCCUCAAGAUCACAAAGUUCUCUAUUCUCGCUCACUCCGCCGGCGCCAUUUACGCUCUUGCUACAGCACUUCGAAUGCCUCAACAUAUCCGCGGUCGAAUACACCUCCUCGCGCCGUGGAUCCCUCCCUCCCAAAUGAACGUCUUUGGCACCUCGCAAACUCUCCCUCCAACCAACGCUAUCCCUACCUCGCAACGAAUUCUCCGAGCACUCCCGACGCCAAUCCUCAAGGCUGCAAAUAGCAGCUUCAUGACCGCGACGAGUAGCUCAAUCACCAGUUCAUUACCCAAAACACCACGACGAGGAAAGCGAAAGAAUAAUGGCGGACGAGACAGUACAGCUAGUUCGCGUAAUGUUACGCCGAGCUUGGAUAAAGAGAACGUGUAUAACAAAUCACCCGGUCACGGCGACACGGAGUUGGAACCUCCCAAUGCCUCCGAGAAUAUGGACAGAAUGAGCAUUCCGCAAGGUACAAGAGGUGAUUCGGAUAUUAUCGCAGCCGCAGCCGACGCCAUGGCAGAUAAGGAACGCCAAAUGACCUACGACCUCCGAUUAACGCACGCUAUUUGGGAACUCGCCACAACAGGUGCAAAUCCCGCCGUCGAUCUGCUCGUCUGCCUCGAGCGUCGUCACACAAUCGGUUUCCGCUACGUCGACAUCACAAGACCCGUCGUCAUCCACCACGGCAGUAGAGACACUCGCGUCCCCGUCGAUAACGUAAAAUGGCUCGGCAAGACAAUGCGACGCUGCGAAGUUCGUGUUCUCGAAGGUGAGGGCCACGGUCUCAUGGCUAGCGCGAGUGUGAUGGGCUCUGUGCUUAUGGAGAUGAGUAAAGAGUGGGAGGAUUGGAUGAAGGUCACGGGCUCAGAUGGGAGAAAAGAUCGUGAGAGGGGACGAAGAGGGACGCUCGUGCGAUAACAGUAAUGUUUUUAACAUACUUGUCCGAUCGGUCGGUCGGUCUUGAUACCCCAGAGACGGGCUUCAUGCUUGGUUUGGUUGAGGGACCAAGGUUGGAGUAUGAUAUCUCGUUUGUUUCUUAUAUAACAUUAAUCUCGGGGACUGCCAUGUCCCAUGUAAUGUCUUUUACAUAUCAACGCUUAAUGAUAGCUUCUCUCAAUGAUACCUUCACGCUUCUACUUUAAUUAAUUAUCCCUCCGCGAGCAUUCUCGUCCAAUCAAACUUCCGCCAUCCCUUCUUGAAGCCAUCCACUCUAGGAUCGCCCCUCAUCCAGCGCCCUUGCUUCUUCAUAACAUGCGGCUCCGCAUCAACAAUGCCCCCCAGGACUUCACGCGCGAAAAGAUCGCCCUUUGGCCAGCGACCCGCAUCUUCAACAACAUGGCCCAAUCCACCAUCUAGCGUAAACCACACGUGAAAAUACGGCAUCUCCUUCGCGAUACAGCGUCUAAACGCGGAGCGGCCCAUGCCGUCGCGCGCUUUCGCACCUGUGUCGAUGAUCUUGCGAUGCUGACUCCACUCUUCAUCGGAUGACAGGAACGCCUCUUUGAAGUACGCGGGAGCCGUGGCGCCUUCUUCGUAGGGUAUCGGGACGGCGACCAUGGCUGCGUGCAUGCGCCGAUGGGGCUGCGCCGCGUUUUCGUAGAAUACGACCUCGCGACCUUGUUCGUGAUACAUGCGCGUGAGACUCUUCAUGAAGUUUCGUAUUUCCUCCCACUCAUCGUCAUCGCACUCUAAAAGAUUCGCGCGGUGUGCGAGAGGGACGAUGACGGCGCCGCCGGGGGAGAUCUCGGGUUCGGUCGCAAGGGUGAGGAAGGCGCGUGUACCGAGGGCGAUGACGGGUGCGAGGGGCGGUUGGUUCUUGUCUUCGUGGUGGCACAGGGGACAAUUGUCCAGUGCGCGAGACAUCUUCUGGAACUCGGAUACGGCCAUGUUCUUGAGAUUGAUGUCGGAUUUGUGCAGGCGCUUGGCGAGCUUUUCGGCGUUUUCGUCCAUGUAAUCCAGAUCGUUAUCGAACUUACCGUCUUUUGCGAUGCGUUCUGCUAGACGGAGACCUUCGCCGCCUGCUUGGUUCUUCGUGCGACGUUCCUCGCGAACCAUAUCGUCAAUUGUCAUUUCUGUGUUCUCUUCCACGUUUCCGCGCUCGCGACCGCGUUUGUUGGUGAUGGCUUUAGCUUCGUUACGCGUACCGGCGAGCUGGCGAUUGUCCAUUACGCUAAGAACGACGGCUUCGGGGUUGGAUUGGGCUGUGGCGAACAUUGCUGCGGCUUUGUUGUAUUCUUCUUCGAGCUGGGCGGCAUUCGGGGCGCGACGGAGCUUGGCUUUCAUCAUUUGGGCACGGAGACGGUUGAGGGCGGUUUGAUCCAUCACGGGAGUUGAUUGGGGAUGCGUGUCGGGAAUUAUUGUACCUUGUUCGGGUUCGGGAGGUGGUGAGUCUUUGCGUUGGUUCUUCAUUCUCUCACGGUAGAGGUCGCCCGUUGGCUUGUCGUGGCCCUUGUAGUCUUUACCGUAGAUCUUGCGUCGUUCCAUCUCUUCCUUCUCUUCUCGCGCGUCGUCGAAGUAGCGUAGAUCGCCAAAACGUUCCAUGGCGACGUCUUCAAUUGGACGACCGCUUUCUUCAGCCGCUGUGUAGGCAGCUUUGAGCUUUGUCAUUCGCCAUGAAGAGCCAGCGUCGCCGAAAGUGUAAUUUACAGUUCGUUCGGUUGGAAUGUUGAGCUCAUCGAUGGACUUGCCCUCGUUGAUGUCUUGGAUAUGGGUGUUAAUCUCGCGCUUUGAUACGACACGCUUUGGCUCGGGUUUUGGAGGCGGCGACUUGUUCUUGUCGGGUCGGUGGAUAUAGUCGACCUCGAUGGAGGAGGGGGCUGUCAUCCAAGAGUCUCGCUGGAGGGAUCUCGAUCGGUCGACUGGGUCUUGGCUGGCUGGCUUCUCCUCGUCGGGGAUGGGGAGAUCUUCUUUGGGGUCUGUUGUCUUGCGAUGGCGGUCGUCGCCGUGUCUUCGCGAUCGGUGGUUGUCUUCGUCGUCGCGUGAAUGGCGCGAGCGUUUAUUUCGGUGACCAUCAUCUUCUUCAUCGUUUCUCCGACGAUGGCGAUGUCUAUGUCCGUCUCUAUCUCUGUCUCUGUCUCGAUCCCGGUCUCUUUCGCGUUCUGAGUCGUGUCGAUGAUGAUGUCUAUGUUUGCGAUGUCGCUUUUCGUCGUGGUCGCGUUCUGCUCGCUCCCUCUCGGCCUUCUCAGCGGCCAGCGACUUUUCAAAUUCGUCCAGGCCUUCCAUCUUGAAGUUGUGAAGCUGUGGUAGGUGCACAAUUCAAGUGUUGAUGGAAAAGAAUUGUUUGGGUGGACUGAG